AUGGAUGAUCCUCGUGAAAUUUUAGCAGUUGAUCCAUACAAUAGCGUUACAUCUGACGAAGAAGAUGAACAGGCCAUCGCGAAAGAACUUGAAUUUAUGGAACGGAAAAGGCAGGCCUUAAUGGAACGAUUAAAAAGGAAGCAAGCGUUCAAAAAACCAAAUGAUCCUAAUUUCGAAGCCAUUGAAGUACCACAAUCCCCUACCAAGAGUCGUGUGAAAUCGGGAUCUCAAAAUGCUGUAAAACAAGUUACAAGGCUGGAAACUUCGAAUGCUAAUGAAUCGAAUUUAUCUCAAAUACAAAAGCAACCGGAAUUACCAAUUAAUACAACCACUUACUUUAUGCAAAAAUUCCAGAAUGCAAAGAAAGAUGAAGAUAGACAAAUCGCCAAGUUUGAAAGCAUGAUGGAUGCAAGAGUACAUACGUUUGGUACCGAUAACAAAAAAUACAAGCCAAUAAUCGCAAACGAACUAGAAGGCUUUUCAAAUCUUUGGGUUAAGAAGAGGUACAUACCCGAGGAUGAUUUGAAACGGUCAUUACAUGAAAUCAAGAUCCUUCGGCUAGGGAAACUUUUUGCUAAAGUUCGUCCACCUAAAUUUCAGGCACCUGAGUACGCAAACUGGGCCACGGUGGGCCUUAUUAGUCAUAAAUCAGAUAUCAAAUUUACAUCAUCGGAGAAACCGGUCAAGUUCUUUAUGUUCACCAUAACAGACUUUCAGCAUACACUAGAUGUUUAUAUCUUUGGGAAAAAGGGUGUAGAAAGAUACUAUAACCUUCGUCUGGGUGAUAUAAUAGCAAUACUUAACCCUGAAGUAUUACCAUGGAGACCCUCGGGGCGAGGAAAUUUUAUCAAGUCCUUCAACCUUCGAAUUAGCCAUGACUUCAAGUGCAUUCUGGAGAUAGGCUCAAGCAGAGAUUUAGGAUGGUGUCCCAUAGUAAAUACAAAAACACAUAAAAAAUGUGGCUCUCCUAUAAAUAUAUCCCUUCACAAAUGUUGUGAUUAUCAUAGAGAAGUGCAAUUUCGAGGGACGAGUGCCAAAAGAAUUGAAUUAAAUGGCGGAUAUGCCUUGGGUGCACCCACUAAAGUAAAUUCUCAACCCAGCCUCUACAAGGCCAAAGGAGAAAAUAGAUUUAAUAUCAUAAGGGAUGCUCGAAAGGGUCUCUCUGAAGAGGAGGAAAGAAUGAAAAAGAGCUCUCAUAAUUUUACCAAUAGUAAUUCUGCUAAGGCAUUCUUCGAUGAAAAAUUUCAAAAUCCUGAUAUGCUUGCAAACUUGGAUAAUAAGAGAAGAAAGAUAACCGACACCAAGAAAUCAAAAGCACUGAACCGCGAACUAGCCAAAAUUAUGAGAAGAAAGGAAUCAAGUGGAUUGGAAGAUAAAAGCGACGGGGAGAAACAGAAAAUGAAGCAAACGACUGAAAAUGCUCUUCAAACAGGGCUCAUCCAACGUUUAGGGUUUGAUCCAACUCAUGGGGAAAUUUCCAAAGUACUCAAAUCUUCUGUACCAGGCGGGGAAUCUAAGAACAAUCUUCUUAAUGGGAAGAAAACUGUAAUAAACGAUCUCUUACAUUACAAGAAGGAAAAAGUUAUCCUCGCACCCUCAAAGAACGAAUGGUUCAAGAAAAGAAACCAUCGUGAGGAGGUUUGGCAAAGACACUUCGGGCCUAAGGGAGAGGCUGAAGAAGCCUCGGAUGCUAGUGCCAGCGAUCUGGAGAUAAUAUAA
Messenger RNA from Saccharomyces mikatae IFO 1815, 1719 nucleotides. It is a transcript of the gene MCM10, whose product is annotated as Mcm10p. Gene Ontology annotation, cellular component: nucleus; replication fork protection complex. NCBI's taxonomy places the organism in Eukaryota, Fungi, Ascomycota, Saccharomycetes, Saccharomycetales, Saccharomycetaceae. Gene Ontology annotation, biological process: DNA replication initiation; DNA replication. The coding region runs from base 1 to 1719 and encodes 572 amino acids. The record is from RefSeq and is a predicted model, not a curated record. The transcript has a single exon. Gene Ontology annotation, molecular function: DNA replication origin binding; single-stranded DNA binding.